GUGUGGAGAUUUCCAUUCUCCUUAUCAUUCAUAAAAGUAUGCUUCAUCUGCUUCUAUUCGUAAAGUCUCAUUCUAUGCAGAACUAACGAGCACGACUAUAGUGCUGACUAUGCAGCGUACAGAUAUUCGAACUACACAAGAGAAACCAACAUUAGGAUACGUUAAAAGAAAUAACAUGUAUCGAGAAGUCGUAUUAAGGGGAUUGUUACGGUUCAUCAAACAAAAAAAGAAACCAUUUCUUUUCACCAUCGUCAUGAUGAUUCUACUGUUCUGUAUUCUGAGGUACACUAACUUUCAGAGCCCGCAGCCAUUAAAUCAUAUAGAAUAUAUAGAUAAUUUUGAUAAACCAGUCAACAAAGACCAAGCACAUAUCUUAAGAUGGGUUAACAAGAAAUGGAAAAGACUUUCGAACUAUUGUGGCGGCAAUUAUAAGUUUUUGAAGGCCACCCUUAAAGGCCCCUCUGGUGAAACCCCUAUCUUCGUUCACGAAUUGACUGACGACGCGUCAGUAUCGGGAACGCUUUUUAGGAAUGGGAUGUGGGAUCCGGACAAUGUUAAUUUAGUUCAUAAAUACCUGCUUGAAAAUCCGGAAAUGGCGCUAAUAGAUCUUGGCGCGCAUGUCGGAACAUUUUCUUUAAUGGCUGCCAAGCUAGGUCGACAAGUACUGUCUGUGGAUCCCUUACGUGAAAACAUUUUGAGAUUAUGCAAGUCCAUCGAAGCUGGUGGGUUAACUGACAAAAUAACCGUGUUUUUCACGGCUUUGUCCAAUACCUACAGUCAAUUUACAUUUCAACGGGACCAUGCCAAUAUAGGAGGAACUCGACUAUCAGACAAAAAGGUGUCCAUUGCUAUAAAUGAAUCUGUUAUUGACUCAGGUGUGAUAAAUACAGUUCAUUUAGAUGACCUGCUGCCAUUAGUAAAUUUUAAAAGAGCCUUUUUGAAAAUAGAUGUAGAAGAACAUGAAUUACAAGUAUUAGAAGCCGGAAUCCAUUUUCUCGAUACCGUUGAUGUACCGUAUAUUUUAAUGGAGUGGUUUUGGCAUAAGAAGUUAUUGGGUCAGUUCGGGCAGGGUAUAAUAGAAUUCAUGACGGUCCGAGACUAUAAACCCUACACCCCAUUAAUCAGCGAGGAAACCCUUUUACGAUUAGAGGACUAUAGACACUGGCCUAUUGAUGUUUUGUGGAAAAAGACAUCUUGAAUUGACUGACUUCCAUAAAUUUACAUUUAAAUAAUUACCGCCAAUAAUAACUUGUUUCGAUAAAAUUCCAGCCAUCAACUUCAAAGGAAAGAGAGAGAGAGAAAUGGGGUUUAACAUAUGUUUCUAUUUUAUUUCAAUAAUUUGCUUGCGCGUACGGGUCUUUAGCAGUGGGAGGAAACCGGAGGACCUGGAGAAAACCCACAAGGUUGGACAGGCGACCCUACUCCUGGUCACGUACAACCGGAGAGUCGAAACCACAGUUGACUCAAUGACAGACCUUACGAUACAGCAUGCACGAACUUUAAAUGAGGCCAGUCUCUCACACAAUAUCAUCCACAGUCUUUGACAUUGCAAACACGACUUAUUGGUCAAUUUAAAUCAAUAUUAAUGUUGUUAUUUUGCCGUGCAACGAUGGCCUUCUGAUAUCAAAUAUUUAAGACAAAAUAAAAAAAUUCAAAAUUGCCACUAAAAUCGUCUGCCAGAAUGCGUUCCAGUGCCAUCUGUAAUCAAUUAGAUGAUAUUGGGUGAUUUUAAAUGAUUUUUUACGAUUUUUUAAACAUAUAUUUGAUAUUAAAUUAAUGUGAAUGAAAUAAGCGGUAAAUACACAAGAUUAAAACAUACUCAGGUUAUAGUGCAACUAGUUUAAUUUAUUUUAGUCAAAGUAUUUUUAUGUUUAUUUAUCUUUAUAAAUUUCGAUGUUAGGCUAAUAAUUUUUUUUGUUUUUUUUAUUACAAUUUUUUUAUUUCCUUGGUAACAAAAAUUUUGCCUUGUAAUUGAUUUAAAUUUUUUACUCUUCUUAACUAGUAUAAUUAAAAUUAGAGAUCGUUUUGUAAAGGAAUGGGAUUUGGACAUAAUUAUUAAGUUAUUCUGUAACAUGUAGCAUUUCUUAUUUGUAUAGUUCGGUGGGCAAUGCCAGUAUUUAGUAUUUUAUCAUCUAUUUUAUGUAUAAUUUUGGCUUGUCUCUCUAAUGUUGCUUAUUAUUAAAAAAAUCUUACAUGCUUAUAUAAUUAUUAACUACUAUAUAUACUGUACAUUUUCAUCCAUUUCAUUAUAUUUAUAAUAUUUAUGUUACUGCCAUUUUAACUAUGUUUAUACACCCAUUUGCAUUAAUAUAGGAGAGGGGUUUUAUAUAGGCUAAGCCUGUUCCCCAAUCCCUUUCAGAAAACCUGAAUAAAAAUAUUGUUUAUAAAAAAAACAAAAUGCCAGGGGAGAAUUUUGCGUUUCCAUUACUUAUCUGUAGGACCGCAGUGUUUGUCAUAUCUGAGCAACUGAACUCACGGCAAUCCCAGACAAUGAGGCAUCAAGUUUGAAUCAGAAGGUUUUUCCCUGGGAUUUGAACCCUGGGACAUAACAAAAUAAGCAUUACAAAAGUCCCCAUUCUCCCCCCCACCAAAAUAUUUUUUACACCCAUCCCAAAAUCUAUAAACCAGAAUAAAUGGGUUAGUCAGUAACCACCUUAUUCAAGAGUGUCUACAUGGGGGUUGGAUGGCCAAAUGGCCGAAUGAUUAGCACAUGCGUGCUGUAUCAUACGGCCUGUCAUUGAGUCAAUUGGCGUAGUUUUGAAUCCCCGGUUGAACGUGAGAAGGAGUUUGGUCGCCUGUCCAAUCUCGUGGGUUUUCUCCGGGUUCUCCGGUUUCCUCCCACUGCUAAAGACCCCUACGCACAAGCAAAUUAUUGAAAUAAAAUUGAACCGCAUGUUAGUCCCGAAAUGACCUAGUUUGUGUCGAGUGGACAUUAAACCCCAUUUCUCUUUCUCUCUCUCAAGAGUGUCCACAAGCUUGAUUUUAUAUUACAUCUUUAGCUCCAUUUUUUAUGGGGUGAGGUGGGGGUAGGACACA
Molecule: messenger RNA, 3036 nt
Organism: Patella vulgata (common limpet)
Lineage: Eukaryota; Metazoa; Mollusca; Gastropoda; Patellidae
Exons: 2
Coding region: 110-1198 (362 amino acids)
Source: RefSeq, a predicted model, not a curated record